Lasiodiplodia theobromae is the source of this 1383-nucleotide messenger RNA. Its product is annotated as Ubiquitin-like protein. The coding region runs from base 1 to 1383 and encodes 460 amino acids. The transcript is spliced from 2 exons. Gene Ontology annotation, molecular function: polyubiquitin modification-dependent protein binding. Lineage: Eukaryota; Fungi; Ascomycota; Dothideomycetes; Botryosphaeriales; Botryosphaeriaceae. The record is from RefSeq and is a predicted model, not a curated record. Gene Ontology annotation, biological process: ubiquitin-dependent protein catabolic process. Gene Ontology annotation, cellular component: cytosol.
AUGGCCGACGACGCCGGCCAGUCCGAGGAAUACGUGACCUUCAACGUCAAGUCCUCCAACGACGCCAAGUACACCUUGACCCUUCCGCGCACCACCACCGUCGGCGACCUAAAGGCGAAGCUCGCGACCUCCGAAUACGCCGACACGCCCGCCGACCGCCAGCGGCUGAUCUACUCCGGCCGCGUCCUCAAGGAUCACGACACCCUCGAUGCCACUAAGAUCAAGGAUGGCAACACGAUACAUCUGGUGAAGAGCGCAGCUAGUAAUGCGCGCCAGAACCCCACCAACCAAGGCACCAGUGCCGCAGCCACCGGAACCGGCACCCCCAGGAGCAAUGUCCCAACCAGCUUUGCCACCGGCACCGGUAACGAUCCUCUGGCCGGCCUCACCGGCGCGCGUUAUGCUGGUAUGAUGGGCCUUCCUGGCGCCGGCGCCUUUGGUCCAGACGGUGGUAUGGGCGCGCCGCCCGACCCCGACCAGCUCCUGCGCCAGCUCGAUGACCCCAACACCCUGCAGCUCAUGACGGAAGCCAUGAACAACCCCAUCGUCAUCCAACAGAUUCGCAACAGCCCCAUGUUCCGCAACAACCCCAUGAUGCAGCAGAUGUUCGACAACCCUGCCUUCCGCCGCAUGCUCACAGAUCCCGAGGUUAUACGGCAGCAGAUGCAAAUGGCGCGCUCUUUUGGUGGUCUCGGCGGCCCAGGCGGAAACAGCUCAUUCCCGGCUCCUGGUGUCACCAACACCACUCCCCAAGGCCAGAACGCAGACAACAACACUGCCAGCACGACGACUGGCGGAGGAGCUACGGAGACACCGGCCCAGCCUAACACAACCGGCCCAACAAGUCCUCCGCCCAACCCUUUCGCCAUGUUUGGGAACCCGGCCGGCGCAGGUGCAGGCGGCGCAGCGGGUAACCCUUUCGCUGCUCUGUUCGGCCCUCCUCCCACCGGCACGCAAGCCCCCGGACAGAACCAGGAGGGUCAGGGCGCGCCUCCGGUGAAUCCCUUCGGCAACCUCUUCGGCGGCGCCGGCGCCGGCGCCGGCGGCCAAGCGGACCCCCUCCAGGCCGCUGCUCAGAACCUAAUGCAGAAUCCCGAGGCAAUGCGCGCGGCGAUGCAGAUGAUGGGUCUUGCUCCGCCUGGCGGUGAGGGCAAUACCGGCGCAGCUGGUGGCGAUGCGAACGCCGCCAACCCCUUCGCCGGCUUGUUUGGCGGCCUCCCCCAGGCACCCCCGGACAACAGGCCACCAGAGGAGCGUUAUGCGGAGCAGUUGAGGCAGCUGAAUGAUAUGGGGUUCUAUGAAUUCGAGAGGAACAUUCAGGCGUUGAGGAGGAGCGGUGGUAGCGUGCAAGGCGCAGUGGAAUACCUGCUCAACGGUUCAUAA